Molecule: messenger RNA, 2787 nt
Organism: Rotaria sordida
Lineage: Eukaryota; Metazoa; Rotifera; Eurotatoria; Philodinida; Philodinidae
Source: the annotation of a GenBank genome assembly
AUGGAAUUCGAAAAUUCUAUUGAAGAAUCUGGCAAUGAUGAUGAUGAUGAUGAUGGUGAUGAAGAGUUUCCACCAUUACCAUCAGAUAUUGAUAUAUUAUCACAUACAAAUACUCCUGAUCCAUAUGAUAAUAGACAUCGUACUGUUGAAUUCUUUUAUUGUCCUUCACCACCAUUACCUUCCCCACCACCACCACCGCCACCUCCGCCACCAACAUCAUCAACAAUGGCACGAAUAUAUGCUAAUGCUCGUACAUUAACUUCAAUUCAAAAUCCAAAUAGUAUAAAUCAACCGACAAUAUCAUUUGCUACACAACAGAAGAAGAAAGCUCGAGCACCAGUUGCUGGUCUUCUUCAAAGUGUUUAUGUUAAUAUGCCUAUAUCACCAUCAUUACCAUCAAAAUCUUUAAAUAUACCGAACGAAGUUACAUAUGCUACAUUAAUGAAUACAACGUCAAUGGCACUAUCAAUUUCUUCUGAUUUAAUAACAAAUCAUGUUGAAUAUCAACAAAUUCAUAUAAAAAAAGAAACAGAUAAAAUAAAUCAUAAUCCAAUUUAUGAAAAUAUUAAAUCUCGUCGACCACCACCACUACCAUAUUAUUCACAACGAAUUUCACCAUUAUCUGUAACUCCUCUUGAUAUUGAUAAAACAUUAUCAUAUUCAAAAAUAUUCAAUAAUGAUAUUAUACCAACAUCAUCUGAACAUACUUAUAUUAAUUUAGAAUAUCAUGAUGAUAAACCACCAAUUAUUCCAACACGUACAACUAAACAAAUUCCAAUUAUUGUUCAAAUAUCACCAUCACCACCUAUUAUACCACCAAGAAAUGAACCAAAAGAUGAUAUUCAUAGUUCAUCAUCAAAUGUUAGAACAUAUCCUAUUGAAAAAGAACAAGAUGAAGGAGAUACAAAUAUUCUUGAAACAAGUUCAAAUGCUAGUAGUGUUCAAACAGUAAAGGAACUUGAAGUAAAUAUGGCUCCAUGUUGUGAUGAUAAAAGUGAUCUAUAUCGUACAAAAAUGUCUAUAAAUACAACAGAAAAUAUUCCAUCAUUUUUAAAUGCACGUCAACGACGAUUAUUACAUAGUACACGACGACGUCGUUUACGUGGUUCUUUAGCUUUUCGUGGUUCAAUUGCUUUACGUAGUAACACACGAACAUCUAUUAAUCAUAAUACAAAUCGUCAACAAUAUCCACGUUCAAAUUCGAAUAUUGCAGUUCGUCAUCCAAUGGUUACAGAUGAUCGAUGGCGACGUACAUUACGUAAACGUCGACGACAACGUGCUGUACAAAUGAGAUUAGAUGGAAAUAUCUUGCAUCAACAAAUGAAAUCAACAAGACCUAUAUCUGAUCAUACAUAUAAUGAAAUAAAACAACCAAUUUUAUCAAAUAAUAAAAUACGUACUAAUGGUCAUCAUGGAUCAGCAGGUGGUGUACUCGAACGUGCUAUGCAAUUUAAUGGAGCAUUAAGAGAUCGAGUUUUUUCAUGGUAUCGAGGAGCUAAUCAUAAUAAUCGUGAUCAUCAACAACAAGAACAAGAAACAACACCACCAGUUUGUUCAACUUCAGAAAAUGGAGAGUCAGAUCAAAAAGGUACAACAACAAAUGAAGAUGAUGAAGAAGAAUUUUUUACUCAUGAUACAUUUGAAGAUUUUCUUCUGCGACGUCGUCCUAAAUCAUCUGCUUCAACUACAGUUAGUGGUACUAGUACUAUUGUUUCACAAGUUGAAUCUAUUUCUCAACGAUUACCAGUUCGAAAACCACCAAAUCAAAAAGUUCAUCUUCCUCCUCCUCCUCCACCACCACCUCCACCUCCACCACCACCUUUACCACCAACUCCACCACCUGCUCGCCGUUUUCCUGGUUUAGCAUUAAGUUUAGAUAAAACUGAUGUUGAUUUUAUUCAUAAUAUUCUUCAACGUACACGUGGUGAACAACGUGUAUGGAAUCGAAUAACAGCACUUAAAGAAGCUUAUAUACGAGCAACAAGUAAAAAAAAAGAUUUACCAAAAAAAACAAAAAUAAAUAUAAAUCAAAUGGAUGAAAAGAAAAAAAAGAAAUCAACAAUGAAACAUUCAUUAGCAGCAACAAAAAUUCGUGCUGAACUUGAAAAAUAUGAUGAAUUACCAGCUAGUUCAGCAACAAUUCUUGAUGAUGAUUAUUAUUAUGAUGAAACAUGUUCAGUAAAUGAUCAUCAUAAAAUAAAUCAUAAUCAACAUAAUCAUUCAAUACCUCCAUUACCUCAAACACCUUCAACAACAAAUCGAAUUGUAAAUUUUGUUGCAUCAAUAAAACGACGUGCUCAAAAUAAUGUUCAACAAUUACAAAAAAAUCUUCAUGAUAUUCGUUCACGAGUAAAUAUUGAAGCUAUGACAAUUCCUCCAAAUCAAAUUAAUAUAAAACGUCAUACAUCAAUAGCAUCACGACAAAGACAAACAAUAAAAGAUACAUCAAAUACACCUCGAAUACAUCGAUCACGAGUAGAAACAACAUUAAAUCAAAAUACUUUAGUUCGUCGUACAAAUAGCCAUCAUUCACCAACUUCAACAGAACGUUCUAAUGUUCAUCAUCGACGUCAAUUAAAUCGUACUCAAUCUAAUGCAUCACAAUUACCACAACAAUUACAAAUUCAUCAUCAUCGUCAUCGUUUAACAAAUGAUAAAAUUUUAGGUGGUAUUGCUGAUCGAUCACCUAGCUUAACAACUCGACCUCCACCAAUUGAACGACAUUCAUCACGUCAAACACAAAAUGGAAUGACACUUCGUCAACAACGUUCGAAAAACUCUAGUUGA